AUGCUGUCCUAUGAGAGUAUGACUGAGAGACAGCGCCAGUUGUAUGACAGAGUCAAGAAUGCGAGUGGAACGCUCUUACUCGACCCCUACCACGCGAACGACCCCAACCUGCUUGGCGACGCUGAAGCACAGGCGAUUGCUGAGGCACUCAAAGUGAACACGACGCUGAUUGUGCUCAAUCUGGACUAUAAUCAGAUCGGCAAUGCUGGAGCGAAGGCGAUUGCUAAGGCGCUCAAAGUGAACAAGACGGUGAAGGAGAUCUGUCUAUUUUAUAAUUGCAUUGACAAACGUGUUUUUCGAGCGGUCUAUGAGAUACGCAACGGCAAAUGCAGCUCUGAGAAUUUCAUCAACUGCCAGAUCAACCCUCUUGCGUUUUCCUUACUUCCACGAUUUGCGAGUGUUGAGGACAUCCAAGAAGUGUUCCGCAUGCUGACUAGCGGGUUGGAGCUGGAGAAUCAGCCCGCGUCUCUCCCUGCACUACCAACCGAGAUUGCUGAACUCAUCAUGGACGAAGCGCAAUACUGGCAAAGCGCGCAGCACACCAAACGAAGAAAUUUUCAUAUCGAUGAUCCCCGCUGGAUUAUGAAAGUCACUGUGCCUCAAGGAAAUUCAAUCCGUGUGAAAGCAAUUCAAGUGCUUCGUGACUGGAGCGAGCGUCCCGACAACUCCGACGACUGUGUUUUCGAUUUGACUGUCCAGGAUGAACAAGGUGAUGUUCAAUACGAGUGUGCUGUGCACCCGACUUUCGUCAAAUCAAACCUUGCGCUUGCGACAAUCUGGCCUGCGAGUCAUCCCAUCCUCCGCCAAAUGCGCGAGGGUUGGCAAGUUCAAGUUCGAGCCAGCAAGUUUUCCCUCGAUGUGCUAUUUGAAUCGCUUUAUGUCGGAUAUGUCUAA
Messenger RNA from Capsaspora owczarzaki ATCC 30864, 894 nucleotides. RefSeq lists its product as hypothetical. The coding region runs from base 1 to 894 and encodes 297 amino acids. Gene Ontology annotation, cellular component: perinuclear region of cytoplasm; nucleus; cytosol. Lineage: Eukaryota; Filasterea; Ministeriida; Capsasporidae. Gene Ontology annotation, biological process: nucleocytoplasmic transport; activation of GTPase activity. The record is from RefSeq and is a predicted model, not a curated record. The transcript is spliced from 5 exons. Gene Ontology annotation, molecular function: small GTPase binding; GTPase activator activity.